AUGUGCAGAUAUUACGCUGGUUGGUCAAACAAGAACCAUGGGAAGGUCUUUUCUGCAGAUAACAAUAUAAUGGCAUUUACUCAUCAUGAACCGGUUGGCGUGUGUGCCCAGAUAAUUCCAUGGAAUUUCCCGCUUCUUAUGCAAGCAUGGAAAUUGGCCCCAGCCCUGGCCAUGGGAAACACAAUCGUGAUGAAGACUGCCGAGCAGACACCGCUUUCUGCGUAUUGGGUUGCCAAUCUUAUUGCAGAGGCAGGAUUUCCUCCUGGUGUUGUCAAUAUUCUUUCCGGGUAA
Molecule: messenger RNA, 291 nt
Organism: Protopolystoma xenopodis
Lineage: Eukaryota; Metazoa; Platyhelminthes; Monogenea; Polystomatidea; Polystomatidae
Source: the annotation of a GenBank genome assembly